GAAGUCGUAAGGAAAGUGCCUCUCCUUCACCUCGAAGAAAAGCUGUCUUCCACAUCUCCAUAAAUUGCUCCCUCAAAAAUGAUUUUUCUCGAAACCCUUUUCGUUAUCUAUCAAUUUUAUCCGUACUAGCUCUGCAGUACCUGAUUCUCUUGUCUCUUGUCGAUGUGCGAUGGUUGAUAAUGGCAGUAUCCCAGGGGAGCAAAACAUAGAUUUUGAUUGGAAUCGUCUACUUGAUGACGACAAUUUCUUAUUUGCAGCAGUGGACGAGGGGUUUUCGAAUCUUUCGCCGGAUUCAUUACCUCUGUCUAUCGGGGACAUCGAGGAGAUUUUGAUGCAGGACGAUGAUGCUGCUCCUGACGACUUCAUCUCAGAAAUACUUCUCGAUUCCCCAGCUCAGGCGUCGGCUCCUUCUGGGGAGGUGGUUGGGAUUGCGGAAUCGGAUCAUUCUGGAGAAGUCGUUGGGACUCCUGAUACCAAAGGAUCUAGCGGCUCCGAAGUCGAGGACGAUGGCAAGGGAAAGGAGAGGGAUACAGUGGAACGGGUUGACCAGUUUCAGCAAAAGGCGGAUAACGCUGUCGAGGUCCUCGCUGAUGACAAUGAUGAUUCGAUCGCAAAGAAACGCAAGCGACAACUAAGGAAUAGGGAUGCAGCGGUCCGAUCACGAGAGAGGAAAAAAACGCAUGUUAGGGAUCUUGAGUUGAAGAGUAAAUACUAUGAGUCAGAAUGCAGGAGGCUGGGGAUAAUGCUCCAGUAUUGUCUUGCAGAAAAUCAAACUUUGCGUUUUUCCUUGCAGAAUAGCAAGGCUGUUGGUGCCUCCAUGCCAAUGCAGGAGUCUGCUGUGCUCCUGUUGGAAUCCCUGCUGUUGGGUUCCCUGCAUUGGUUCCUGGGCAUCACAUGCCUGUUUAUUCUUUUGCCCCUGCUCCAGUCAACUCCACUGCGAGUUGUUCCCCAAGAAGGGCAAGAAAACAAAAAUCAAGGAAAGGUGGGAAGUAGGACUAAUAGAAUUUGGGUCAUCCAAUCCAUGAUGGGCAAGAGAUACAAGGCUUCAAGAUCGAGGAUGAAGUCCACUUCUGUUCCUGCACAAGUGCCCAUUGUUUGGGUAUGUGGAAUGCUGGCCUGGUGAUCAAUCCUUCUAAGGAUCCUUGUUAUUGGUCGAGGAUUCUUCUCAGCAGGGUUUUCUACAGUUCUAUUAUCCAGUUAGUGAUCAUUAAAAACUAAAGAGUAGUGUUGAGUUUCAGAGUUUGUAUGGUGUUCUAUCUUUUGAUUCCCUUGUUUAACUUAUCUUUUGAACCAACCCCCCUUAGUGAACUUAUAACUAUCUGUUGUCUUAUAGCAAUAAGAUGUUCUUGGCCCUAAACAUAGAAUUCUGUUAA
Molecule: messenger RNA, 1373 nt
Organism: Ipomoea nil (Japanese morning glory)
Lineage: Eukaryota; Viridiplantae; Streptophyta; Magnoliopsida; Solanales; Convolvulaceae
Product: bZIP transcription factor 60
Exons: 3
Coding region: 170-1123 (317 amino acids)
Biological process (GO): regulation of DNA-templated transcription
Molecular function (GO): DNA-binding transcription factor activity
Source: RefSeq, a predicted model, not a curated record